AUGCCUUUUAGAAAGGUGACGAAGCCCAGAGCCAAGAAGGUCGAGGCUGCUAGGAUUGAUCCAGAAGUCGCUAACAAUGAUGGUGAGGAUGCUGACGCUGAUAAGGAGUCAGUCCAUAGGGGUGCCUACUCCCUCAAUGCUAGCAAGUGGAGGACCGUCGCAAGCCAGAACAUCGUCUACUUCAGCUUGUACUCACCUCCAAAUUCGAGGAACAAUGACAGUAAUCAGCUACUGCCUUCAAGUCUUGGUUGCUCUUUCCAAACCAGAAGCGUCAGCGGGUUAGAGAAAGAGAACUCUAGGGCAACAAAACCGGAUCAAGAAAAAGAAAAUCAAUUCUCUGCAAUAGCAACAGAAAAAUUGGUCCAAAACUUUGAGCCUGCUAGUGUCUAA
This is a messenger RNA of Botrytis porri, 390 nucleotides long. RefSeq lists its product as uncharacterized. Bases 1 to 390 code for a protein of 129 amino acids. The transcript is spliced from 3 exons. The record is from RefSeq and is a predicted model, not a curated record. Lineage: Eukaryota; Fungi; Ascomycota; Leotiomycetes; Helotiales; Sclerotiniaceae.